AUGGCUUACAAACAAGAAAAACAAAAACGAACAUCUGGGACUAAAAAUAGAGAAAUUAAUUCUGCGUUCAACCAGAAUCAUUCGGAGUAUGAAGACCCAAGUCAGUUGAAAGACAAAGCAAGUAAUUCUAAACCAGACGAUCAGAACAGACAAGCCCAUAAUGCCCCAGAAAAAAGAAGCGAUUACGAAGACAGAGAUUUCAGUACAAUUAACAUUGCGCAGCUUACUUCGUAUGAAGACUUCUCUCCUGAUAGAAGAACCACAAGCUCAGAAGAAAUAAGAAACGAUUACGAAGACAGAUAUUUCAGUACAAUUAACAUUGCGCAGCUUACUUCGUACGAAGACUUCUCUCCGGAUAGAAGAAGCACAAGCUCAGAAUUUAAAAGUUUGCGUGAAGUCGAUAGAAUAUUAUUCGAGCGGAUGACAAUCUUAGAAAAGAGAAUGAAAACAUUGGAAAAUCGUCAGGAUGCAGCAGAAAGAGUAAACUCAGAAGCAAAGACCUCAAAGCCCACGAAAGAAGAUUCGAAAGAAAAAGAAACACCAAUACCAGACGCUAUAAAACCGAUUAAGAGAAAAGAACGUACUCUGCAAUCGUUACUGGAUGAGCUUCACAACUGUUUCAUGGCAGGAAGAAAAUCAGAAGCAAAUUUUUGUUUGAGCGAGAUCGAGAAAUUGAUGACGUCAUCAAAUGGACACAAAGCAGCCGAGGUAACAAAAAUGGCGGAUAAAUACAUUGAUAACUCAUCCUAUAUCAAAGCUGCUAUUUUGGUUUCUUGGGCGGCUGAGCUGCAUGUUACGGACUCCGACCCUGAUAAGGCUGCACAGGAAAUCGCCGAUUGCGCUUACAAGUAUGGUCAAGUCAUCGAACAUAUGAUUGAUAUCGGAGGAAAAAUGCACACAAUAGCCAAAGACUUUGGUGUGGAUAUCAUUCUAAAAAUGCUUGGAAAUCUACGAAGCAUCACAGCAGCCGAUGCCGAGGUUAUGUUUAAAUAUGAAACCUGGACUUUAAGUAGCGUGGGUGUGUGUCAUUUAAGGUUAGGUCGCGAGUCAGAUGCGAAUAAGUUUCACCGCCAGGUGAUGGAUUUGUUUGAGCAAAAAUACAAAAGCAUGGCAAUGGAGCACUAUUAUUAUGGUACACUACUAAACAACACAGGAGUGGCUCAUUGGAAUUUAGGAAAUUGCGCCGAAGCCAAAAAAUACUUCCUGGAUGCCCUCAAAUCAUACAACGCUUCAAACGACUGGGAAUACGAAGGCAAGAAAAAGGAGGUAAUAACAAACGCUAAAGAAAUGUUGAAGCGCUUACGCCUGCGUUCUAAAGAUGAAUGAAUUUUAAUUCAAUUCCGGGGAAAUCCCGACACAGUGACUGUUUUCAAAUGAAAUGAAAAUUUCAAAACUAUUAACUAACUAUCUAUUAUAUUUGUAUUCCGAGAUCACGAUAUUUGUUGAACCAGAAAAUACAAGCCGGAAUUGAUGCUAAACUCUAAGGUUGAUCAUUUGAUUGUCUUGGCAAAGCCCGCAAACCAAAUUAGAAUGUUAUAAUCAUGUAUAAUAAUCCUUUUGAUUAACUGUUCAAGAUGAAAAGUACACUUUAAAUUACACUAUCUGCUUUAGGCUUGAACCUGGGACGUGCAAUCUGCAAUGCCAUCAUAGUCUGGCGCUAGGCCAGGGGUGUGCUACUUGCUUCGCCUUUCAACUGACUUGGGUCUUCAUACUCCGAAUAUGGUGUGGACCUUGAAUCAAAAAUAUUACAUUAUAAGAAUGGUUUUUACUCGGGAUUCCGCUGUACGCAAUGGUUCUGAAAAUACCGUCUAAAGGUUCCGCUACUUUCCAUUCGAUAGUUUAUAUCAGGGGUGUGCAAACUUCAAUACAGAAGGUUCAGAUACAAAUAACUGGGUGAAACCGCGGGCCACAUCUGCAUUUAACAUAAGCUUUUUAGUAUUUCACGCGCAAAAAUUUUGGUUAUUGAUUUUAUGACAUGCGUUGUUCGCCUCGCACAAGUACAGGUAUAACCUUUGCACCGCAAAGAAAUUGAAUUAAUCACCCGUACUAAAUAAAACUAAAUUAAAAACUCGUUCCGAUGGCCGCACAUCAUUCAAAAUUAGCACUUCUUUGCAGACAAACAAUUUUUUCUCGUUGACCGCAUUUGGUCCGCAGCCGCGGUUUGCACACUACUGGCCUAGGUCAUUGAUCUGAUGUGAACAUCAACUAUGUUUGCAUUAGAUGUUACUCAGAUUUGAAUCCUUCAAGUGUUACCAGCUUCUCACACAUGGGUAACAUAAAUGGCCAAUAAAUAUAUUGAUAAAGUCUAUAUAAAAGCUCCUAUUUUGCUUUCUUGGGCGACUGAGCCGCAUGUUACGUACUCCGACCUAGAUACGGCUGCAUAUGAAAUUGCCGAGUGUGCUCGCAAAUAUGUUAAAGUUUUCAAACAUAUUAAGGAUCUCGGUGGAAAAAUGAACCUUGGUAUGCAACACCUUGGUGUGGAUAUCAUUCUAAAAAUUCUUAGAA
Messenger RNA from Styela clava, 2505 nucleotides. The record is from RefSeq and is a predicted model, not a curated record. Lineage: Eukaryota; Metazoa; Chordata; Ascidiacea; Stolidobranchia; Styelidae.